This is a messenger RNA of Penaeus chinensis, 1058 nucleotides long. RefSeq lists its product as uncharacterized. Lineage: Eukaryota; Metazoa; Arthropoda; Malacostraca; Decapoda; Penaeidae. The coding region runs from base 462 to 1058 and encodes 198 amino acids. The record is from RefSeq and is a predicted model, not a curated record. The transcript is spliced from 5 exons.
GACACGUCUCGUCGCGCUGCCGUCGAAGUCUCCGCUCACACGCGCGCUGCCGACGCCACGCUUUAGUUCCGACGCGAGAGUUUGGAUACUCAAAGGAAAAACGAAAAACGAAAAAGACGAGGAAACCAUAAUUCAACGCUGGAUAUUUUUUUUUUUGUUUUUGCCUAAUAUAUCCGUAUUUAUCUCCGUUUUUUCUUUCUUUCUUUCUUUCUUUUGAGCGGUUUUGGAACUUUUCUCUAUUUGGAUUCCCAACCGCAGUGACCGAUCGAAUUGGACAUGUUAUCGGUGAGAACUGUGAAAGAAAAUAAACACUAAGAAAAACAACAACAACCAAAAAAAAAAAAAAAAAAUCAAAACAAAACGAAAAAAAAAAAAAACAUCACUACAUUAGUUAAGUCAAGAAAACAACGGAAUAGUUAAUUUUACAGACUCGGUGAAUCCCCCCAAAAGUGGCUGAGCUGAUGAUGAGGAAUAUUUACAUCAGCGCUAUACUGUUUCUUAAUUAUGCAGCCGGGGACAUCCUGCGAGGCGUGGACGUGCCCCUGUACGCCUUCGCGGGAGGUCAGGCCACCCUGAGCUGCUCGUACGACCUGCGGGCGACGCGCCUCUACUCGCUCAAGUGGUACCACAACGGCACCGAGUUCUACAGAUACGUGCCCACGGAGCGCAACCGCCCCGUCUACAUCGGGCCCAGCCACAAGUUCUCCGUCAAGGAACUCUUCCGAAGUGACCAGCGCGUGACCCUCUCCCUGACCCGGCUCUCGGUCUCGGCCUCGGGUCAGUACCGGUGUGAGGUCAUCGCCGAACACCCGAGUUUCAGGACGGAAGCCGGUACAGCUAGUAUGACCGUAUUACAGUUGAAAAGAUAUGAUGCAAGUUUAAAAGGUAAUUUGACUGAUGCAUCCGCGUGCAUGUCUUUUAUUGCAAAUAGAAUUAGGUUUCCAUCGGAGGCGGAGGACGAUGAGUGCGAAAUCCCGCUCGUGCUAUGCUCUGCGGCUGAAAUGACCUUUAGCAAAAGGGAAAUACUAACAAUAACAGGCAUGGGCAGGGACAUCUGA